Molecule: messenger RNA, 2565 nt
Organism: Aspergillus versicolor CBS 583.65
Lineage: Eukaryota; Fungi; Ascomycota; Eurotiomycetes; Eurotiales; Aspergillaceae
Product: putative DNA mismatch repair protein
Exons: 3
Coding region: 1-2565 (854 amino acids)
Biological process (GO): mismatch repair
Cellular component (GO): MutLalpha complex
Molecular function (GO): ATP-dependent DNA damage sensor activity; ATP hydrolysis activity; ATP binding
Source: RefSeq, a predicted model, not a curated record
AUGCCGAUUGUGGCUCUUCCGCCCACAACGGUUCGGGCCAUUGGCUCAACAUCUAUCAUCUCUGACCCGUACUCGGUGGUCAAGGAGUUGCUGGACAAUUCUCUGGAUGCUGCAGCAACUUCUGUAUCCAUUGAGAUAUCGCUAAAUACCGUCGAUACCAUCCAGAUUAAGGACAAUGGCCAUGGGAUACCCGCAUCCGACUACGGACUUGUAUGUAAACGCACCUUCACCAGCAAGAUCCAUACUGUGGAAGAUCUGAGGAAAGUCGGCGGUAAAUCGCUAGGCUUCAGAGGAGAAGCAUUGGCGAGUGCCGCUGAAGUUUCCGGUACCUUGGUCAUUUCUACAAGAGUCCAAUCAGAACCUGUGGGCUCUUUUCUGAGGUAUGGAAGAAAUGGAGAACUACUCAGCUCUGAAAAUGUCGCCCAUCCUGUGGGCACAACUGUCAAGGUCUCAAAUCUAUUCCGGCAGAUACCAGUUCGGCGACAGACCGCUGUGAAGAACUCCAAGAAAACGCUACUCAGAAUCAGGAAGAUGAUUCAAGCCUAUGCCAUGGCUAGGCCUUCCACUAGACUUUCUUUGAAGAUAAUAAAGGCCAAAAAUGACUCUGGCAAUUGGAUGUAUGCUCCUGGAAAGGAGUCAACGCUCAUUGAUGCAGCAUUGAAGGUAGCCGGGAGGGAUGUUGCCUCUAGUUGUAUCACAAAGGAAUGGCCAGGUUCCCAUUCCAAUAAUUGUGAGUCCUCGCGAGAUGUAGAUCCAGAUAUAAAACUUGCAGCAUUACUCCCCAAUCUCGGAUCAGAUUUCACACGAUUCAACAACAUGGGGCAGUAUGUUAGUAUUGACGGCAGACCCAUAUCACCCGGGCGGGGCGUUGCUCAAAGCAUAGUGAAGCUUUACAGGUCGUAUCUACAUUCGGCUGCCUCUCGUGGUGGUCUCUCUCCAACGAUCACUGACCCAUUCCUUUGCGUCCAUGUCCUAUGCCCCGAUGGAACCUAUGACGUUAAUAUCGAACCUCUCAAAGAUGAUGUUUUGUUUGAGAAUCAACCCGCCAUUCUUUCUCUAUUCGAAAGCCUCCUCCAAGAUGUCUAUGGUGUUGAACCGGAUGCAAACCGGUUGGAACCCGAUAAUCUCGCUGAGAACAGAGAACCCGUUUCCGAAGAUAGAUUUGAGGUGGCCUUGUCUGAAAGAUCUCAAGAGACUACACUUGUAAAUCCUCCAGUCUCUCACUCUCAGAAUGAAGACAUUGUGAGCGCUCGCACAUUUAUGCGCCCAGGGCCACCCCGUCGGAGCCCUCAAGGGUCUAGGCAUAGUCUCGGAAACCCAUUAGCUUUAUCCACCAAAACGAGAACAUCAGAUACAUCUUCUGUGGUUAAUACCCAGCGCCAUCAUCGCUCAUUUUCCCACCGGGGAACAGAACCAUCCCCAUCCAAUUCAAGUCCACGCGAGAUAAGGCAGACCACAGACCUUGGUGCCCUCCCGAGUCCAGUGUCUAGUUCUGGUUCCCCUCCCUCUCACACGGCAUCUCUUUCUCCUACAACUCCGGUGCGAAAUCCAAGAGAGCAGCAGAGGGAGCGGGAUAGAGAGCGGUACGGCAACGGGUCUCUGGACACCUGGUUUCUGAAACUGUCCCAGGCAUCUCAGACCACUGCGACUACAGGUGAUACCCAAACACAUGACACAGAGCCUUCAUUGUCUCAGCUUACACAGCAUCGUUUCGGCUCUGGGGUAGCUAGUCCGAGCAAUGCGCCCGAGAUUCACGUAGGAUCGUCUCAACAAAUCAAUACAUCUUCCAGUCCUACACCAGAGUCAGAAUCGGUCCAGGUGUGUCCAAAUAAUGCAGCACAGGCUUCGAGAGGCGUGAACAAGGGCAAGGGUCUUCCGGUCCUGGAGCAAUGGGCCGCCAGAUUAUACAAUACUCCAAACCCCGACGAAAACCCAGAACUCCAAAAGGCGCUUGAAUUCGAGACAAGGAAAAAGGCCGCUAUACAAGAAAGGCGAUUACAGAUCCAAGGCUCAAGACCAUCUGCUCCUACGAGCUCCCCUCACCAAAGCAGGUACCUUGCUGCUCGAGCUGCCUUGAACUCAGAGCCGGACUCUACUAUGCAGCAAUCGAAGCCCGUAGGUGCCGCAAACACCAACGGGGCAUAUAAAUCAGUCCUCAACCCGCACGACCCUAGGGCAUACCUCAUACGUCUUCAAAAUACUGAUGCCUUGAGUAAUUCGAAACUCAAGCGCAUUAAAUCAAACAAACUACCCUUUGAGAAAAUUCCCGAAGGACAUGACCUGCAUUCUCUUGGCUGUACCUCGCCAGCAAACUUAUCUUUGCUCCACACAUCCUUCAACGAAACCGCAAAGGUCGAUCUAUAUACGCGAUCUGGUGAUCAAACCGACGCAUUCAAUCCACGCGAUUUAGACGCGGCUAUCGAGUCCUGGAGUUACCGACUGUCAAAGUUGAUGGAAACCUAUUACCGGCCAACGGAGGAUUCUGAUAUUCCUCUGCCCCAAUUCGAUUUCUCCUCUAUAAUUCGAACUUCUAAUAACAAUGGUUUACCAGUUGCCAAUGCUUGA